Toxoplasma gondii ME49 is the source of this 5586-nucleotide messenger RNA. RefSeq names its product PAN domain-containing protein. Gene Ontology annotation, molecular function: protein binding. The coding region runs from base 1 to 5586 and encodes 1861 amino acids. Lineage: Eukaryota; Apicomplexa; Conoidasida; Eucoccidiorida; Sarcocystidae. Gene Ontology annotation, cellular component: extracellular region. The transcript has 32 exons. Gene Ontology annotation, biological process: proteolysis. The record is from RefSeq and is a predicted model, not a curated record.
AUGCACGGUUCAGCGAUCACGUCUGCGUCAGGUGCCAUCCCAAUACGUAUAAAGAACUUCUUGAAGGUUCAUUCUGCACAGUCUGCCCGCACGGGCACAUCUCCGGCGAAGGGGCAACUGGUUGCGUCCAAGCAGUCAGUGGCCAUUUCAUUUCCUCGUACGACAUCAUCACGCCUUCAACUCGGAUACUUCAAGGACCAGGCACACUUAGAGCUGUUGGAUCCGCUUACGCUGUACGAUUGUCCGCCAGGCUUCGCCAUCGGGGAAGACCAGCAAUGUUGGGAAGUUGACCGGUCAAAGUACUCUCUGGGUAAAAACGCGAUGGUCUGCCAAGGUGGUGUCUUCCAUCGGACUCUCAUGGACAGGUGCACGCCAUGCCCACCAGGUUUCUCGUGCCACGUGGAGGAGAAGUACACAUCUUGGUUAACUCGCUGUCAGCCUGGUUCAGCCAGCUAUCUCGGAGAUGCUGAAUGCGUGAAGUGCCGCGCUGGGUAUUUUUGCCCUGGAUACAUGGAACCCUUCUGGCAACCACCUCUCAGGAGGUUCCCCGGGUGGUAUGAAUCUGGGUAUCAGAGCAGCACGUCCGCGGAAGUGAGAAAGUUUCGUCUGCAGAUGCAGGGCUACUGCGGAAUGGGGACAUACGGACGUCUCUAUGUAGACGUGAUAGGCCGUCCUGGAGAAUACUACGCCACUUACAACUCGACAUGCGCAACCUGUCCGCCUGGAACUUUCUGCUAUGAUGUUGGGAUUGUGAAUUUUCAAGCAUAUAAGUGCCCCGCAGGUCACUACUGCCUGGGGUCUGAUUCAAUUCCAGUUCCAUGCCCGCCAGGGAAGUACAACCCGUUUCGGGGAGCCAUGUCAAGCAACGCUUGUAUGACGUGCCCCGACGGCUUCGAUUGCGAAACCUUACGACAGAAAAUUGAGCCCGAGCUCUGCCCUCCUGGGUUCAUCUGUCCUUUCGGGCGGAAGAAAAUUGCUUGUCCUGCAGGCACAGUGAACCCCCUUCCAGGCCAGUCUGCCCUUGAGCAAUGCGAACGGUGCCCGGCCGGAUACUACUGUCCAAAUAAAGCAGGAAAGCCAAAACCGUGUCCAUCUGGAACGUACAACCCGUUUGAAGGGGCUUCAAGCAGCACCGAAUGUGUGCCGUGUCCUCUCGGCUUUCAGUGUGAUACUCCAGGGGCCGUCUACUAUACGAACAGGUGUUCUGCUGGAGGAUACUGCAAUGCAGCGGGUGCGUCGCCGACCUUAUGUCCAGAAGGAACUUGGAAACCCGGAUACUUCGGGAACUCCCUGAUGCACUGUCAUGUAUGCCCGCCUGGAGCGCAAUGCAAGCAGGGCACAACCGCUGCCACAGUUGAAAAGUGUCCUCGAGGCUCGUUUUGUUCCUCAGGACUCGUCGUGUCAUGCCCACCGGGAACAUUUUCCGAAAGCUCUUCCUUGCGAAGUCCCCAGGACUGUGCGCCCUGCGAACCGGGCAACUACUGCCCGACCUCAGCAAAAAAGGCUCCUUGCCCUCCAGGACAUUAUUGCCCUGCUGGGCAAGCUAAGCCUAUACCUUGUCCACAAGGGACCUAUACAGGGUCAACCAGAGCCAAAAACCGACAGGGUUGUCUCCCGUGCACGGCAGGGCAUAUGUGCCCUGGCGGAACAGUAGUUCCCCAAAAGUGUCCACCAGGCACCUACCUGAAGGUCGAAACAGGCAGUGACGGGCUGAGAAAACAAGAAAUAUGCGCACCCUGCGAGCCUGGCAAUUCCUGCAAAGAUGGAUUCCCUGUCCCAUGUGGAAAAGGAUACUAUUCUGGUCCAGGCCAAAACGACUGCGAUGAGUGCCCUGAGGGAUUUUACUGCCCCCUCGAAAAGACGACAAAAUACCUUCUGCGGGUGUAUCGAUGCCCGGAUAGCCACCACUGUCCUAAAACAGGAACCGGACUGUUGCCUUUAAACGUGCGCUUGAGACAGACCAUGGAAUCGCCCUCCAGGCGACUCUCAUUGUUAAGAAGCCGGUUCGGGGCGCGGCGUCACUUGAUGGAACCGCUUUCAUCUAGUGUACCGGCUGCACUAAGUGACCCAGUCCCUCGUAAGCCCGUUCCUUGUCCAAAGGGCCACUUCUGCACAAGGGCUUCGGCAAACGCCGUGCCGUGUCCUCCUGGCACCUACAACGCCUUACGAGGACAAAAGGAUUCUUCAGCCUGCUUGCCCGUACGAGCGGGACAUUUCUGUGACCUUGGGGCUUGCGACAGCAAAGAGGGCAACGGCCAGUGCAGCAAGGGGCACUAUUGUCCGGAGGGAUCAACAUCGAGCAAGCAAAUUCCGUGUCCAUCAGGCACGUACCGGUCUACAGAGGGGGCCCGUGGGGUGUCGGACUGCUGGCUUUGCAAAGCCGGCGACGUCUGUUCACCGGGCUCGGAAAGCCCUACCAAGUGUCCCGUGGGGUCGUAUUGCCCCUCAGGGGGGUACAUCCCGUUGCCGUGCCCUAAAGGCACGAUAAGCGACAAGAGCGGGCUGCAAAAAAGCAAGGAUUGCGAGAAGUGUCCCGCUGGCAAGUACUGCAAUAAAAUGGGGGCAACCGUACCAACAGGCACCUGCAAAGCUGGUUACUUCUGCGAGAGCGGCGCGACAACGUCGACCCCUGAGAGUUUUCUGUGCCCAGAAAACGCAUUUUGCAUUGACGGUGCAGAAACACCCAGUUCGUGCGAUGACGGCUCCUUUAUUCCGUGGCGUGGCGCUGCCGACCACAACAACUGUGUCCCGUGCCCCGCGGGGAUGUACUGCAAGCGGGUCGAUAGCGGUCCCACGGUUGUCAAGAAAUGCGAUCCUGGUUACUACUGCGAGGCGGGAGCAGCGACGCCGACAGCCAAUGCUGCGCCGGCAGGUAGCUAUGCUCCGGAAGGCAGUGUGCAGGCUUUUAAAUGCCUUCCAGGGACGUUUACUGACGCCACAGCUCAAGCCGAAUGCAAACCGUGUGCUGAAGGGAAGCUCUGCAGCGCUCUGGGAUCAACAAGAGAACUGGACUGCCCGCAAGGCUCGUAUUGCCCAGCAGCGACGACGAAAGCUGUGCACUGCCCUCCAGGCACCUACGGAGCGCGCCUCGGUUUACCGGAUACCUGGUCGUGUACGCCAUGCAGCCCAGGGAAAUACUGUCUCGACAGUGGUCUGAAGACCGACGGCGAAAAUUGUGCGGCAGGAUUUCACUGUUUAGGAGGUAGUUUGAGCAUAGCCCCUCUUACAUCCGAGCAAGGCGGCGGUAUCUGCAGAAAGGGCUAUUAUUGCACAGCAGGGACAAAGCAGCCGGUUGAGUGCCCUCCAGGAAAGUACAAUCCGAAUGAGGGAGCUAGGGAAGAUGCGGAUUGCCUUGAUUGUCCAGCAGGCUCGUACUGUAGUGAUAAAGGAUUAGAGGCUCCAACCGGGACGUGCCUGCAAGGCUUCUUUUGUCCAGCAAAUUCCCAAGCUCCUGACGAAACCCAGAACGUUUGCACGGCUGGGCACUACUGCCCAGAAGGCUCAGAGCGAGCUAAACAGUGUCCAGGGGGAACGUUUCAGGACACAAGCGCAUCUUCGGCCUGCUCUCUCUGUCCAGCCGGCUACGCGUGCCCUCCAGGAAGUUCAACGGGACCGACACUGGACAAGUUGUGUGAUGCGGGUCACUAUUGCCCACCAGGGACAACAACUAAGACCCAGUUUCCUUGCCCUCCAGGCUUUUACAAUCCGAAGACUGGGGCGAGAAGUCUGGACGACUGCCAGCCAUGUCCUCCAGGUCGUUACUGCGACAAAUUUGGGCUUGAUACGGAGGCGGGGAACUGUUCAGAAGGAUUCUAUUGCACUGGCGGAGCGACAAACCCGAAGGGGCAGUAUGAGGCGCAAGAUGCGAAUGAUGGAGCUGGCCGACACGAGACUGGAUGUUUCGAAAUUGACAAAGAAGCAGUAGCGCAGAAGAGUGGGGUAGUUAUCGAGGGUGUCGUCAGUGGCUCGGACUGCAUGACCCGCUGUCAGGGAGACAGUGUCUGCAAAUACUUCUCCUGGAACCCAAGCAAAACGUGUACCUUGAUCACUGGGACGUUUGAACUCGGCAACUGCGCUGGAUGCGUUGCGGGCCCCAAGUCAUGCUCUGCUGAUUGCUUCUUCGCCGCCUACGACUUUAGCGGGACAGUAAUUGCUACAUAUCGGCAGACUCACUCAGCCCAACUCUGUCAGUCACGCUGCGUGACAAACGAUCGAUGCUCGGUCUUUGUAUAUGACGAGGGCAACAUGAUUUGCUACCUCAAGGCUCACGACGCGCUGAGUCACAGAGUCAAGGCGCCUAACGCGAGCUACAUCGCUGGACCCAAUAAAUACUGCGGGUUUGGAGGAACCUUAACGUCGAUUUGCAGAUUUCCUGCGGGUAUCCCAGGAACUGUAAGUCAAGUGUGUACGGGUGUCGAGCAAGGAUAUGCUGACCUUCUGGCGGCAGGGAAGAAGUGCGAGGUCACAGCUGGAUGCAGAGGUAUACAGUAUUUUGAGUCCAAGCGCCUGUACUAUCUUCGGUGUGGCAGCGUCAAUGAAAAGCUCGUUGAAGAUGGCGCAACUUGGUUUCCAAUGGUUUGCGGCGAGAUGGGACUAUGCCCAAAAGGCACUUACUGCCCCCCAGGAUCCGCACGGCCCCUGCUGUGUAGCCCUGGAAAGUACUGCUCUGACGAGGGCUUACCAAAUGAAACGGGUGAUUGCCUCGCAGGCUUUUGGUGCCCGGGAGGCAGUGUAUCAGCGACUCCCACAGAUUCACCGUGCCCCGCGGGGUACUACUGCGCAGAAGGAACAGAAAGUCCUACGCCAUGCCCAGAGGGUACAUUCCGAGCUGAAAGGGGAGCUCGGGAAGAAGGAGAUUGCUCAGCUUGCACACCGGGAUUUUACUGCAAAGGAACCGGACUGAAGGCACCGACGGGCAUGUGUAACAGAGGUUACUCAUGCCCACCGAGGUCGACGAGUCCCACGGAGGCCAUUUGCACCAAGGGACACUAUUGCCCGGCUGGUGCAGCUGAACCGAUUCCGUGUCCGCAAGGGCAGCACCAGCCUAACGAGGGACAGUCAGAGUGUGUAGCGUGCCCCGCAGGUAAAGCUUGCGAAGCUGCGAAGGAACCCGCGGACUGCACAGAAGGCUACUUUUGUCCGGCUGGUACCGUAUUUGCACAUCAAUUUCCCUGCCCGUCAGGGUCGUUUUCCGCUGAGCAGGGCAAUAUAAGCUCGGACGAAUGCCAACCGUGUCCCGAAGGACGAGUUUGCGAUGAGCCAGGGACGUCAACUGCCCAGGUUACGUGCCCUGAAGGUUAUUUUUGUCCGGAGGGAACUGACAGUCAAUACAGUAAUCCGUGUCAGGUGGGUGAAUACUGCCCAGCUGGAGAAAGUGAGCCACAGAUGUGUCCAACAGGAUACUUCUGUGGAGCCGAGCGCUUGGCUCAGCCGUCAGGAGGUUGUUACGCUGGCUUUAUGUGCCUCUCUGGAGCUUCUUCCCCGUCCCCGUUUGAUGGCACUGUCAACGGGGAAUGUACCGAAAAUAUAGAAGGCGGUGAAUGCCCAGCCGGCAAUUUCUGUGUCCCUGGUAAGAAGGAUCGGUAG